Paramecium sonneborni is the source of this 1570-nucleotide messenger RNA. Lineage: Eukaryota; Ciliophora; Oligohymenophorea; Peniculida; Parameciidae. The record is from the annotation of a GenBank genome assembly.
AUGUAAAAGUAAAUUGAUGAGGUUGAACUAUUAUUAAAAAAGAGUCCUUAACAUAGAAGUAAAGCAGAAAUUGAUCUACUUGUUAAAUUAACAUCAGAUCUUCCCUUUUUUAAAUAAUACACAAAAUUGGAUCAUGGAAUUCAGAUCUAAAGAUAAUGUUGUAAAAAUAUGUAUUGUGAAAAAUUUAAACCUAAUGAAAUUGUGUUCUAUGUAGGUAACCAUUAAUUCCUACCUCACUAGAUAGUGUUGGCACUAAAUUCUAUAUUAUUUUAGAAGGAUAAGUUAUGGUAUUAGUUAGAAAACCAAACUAAAUCGAAAUGGAAUCAGUAAGAAUCCUAAAUAAAGGAGAAUCUUUUGGUGAAUUAGCACUCUUACACAAAUAACCAAGACUGGCUACUAUUUAAUGUCUUACUGACUGUACUUUUGCAGUUUUAGAUAAAUAAUAAUUUAAACAUAUUCUUUCAGAAGAAUAAUAAAAAUAAUUAGAUGAAGUAUUUAUCUUCUAAUUAUGAAGAAUAUCGAUUAUUUCUCACAAAUUAAAAUAUUUUAACAUCUACACAGAACAUAAUUGAAACAUAUUUAUCUAAAUUCCUUUCUAUAUGAAUUUGAAAAAAAUCAAAUUGUUAUUUAAGAAGGUUAAAAAGUUGACUAUUUUAUUCUAAUCAAAUCUGGUAGUUUCUUAGUCAAAAAGUUUAAUAAAAAUAAAUAAACUAAUUCAAAUGUAAUCAUUUUAUUCUUCUCUUAGCUAUUUGAAAUUGGAGAACUCUAAGUAUUUGGAUUCUAUCACCUCAAUAUUAAUCUACCCUAUGAAUAUUCUUUGAUUUGUAAUUCAGCCAAAGGAUUCGCUUAUAAAAUUUAAAGAACAUCUUUAGUUGAAAGAAUGUUUGAAUAACAAUUUGAAGAAUUAAAAUUACAUAGAAUAGAAUUACAAUAAUUUGCUGAACUUAGAACCUAAACAGAUGCAAAAACAGCUUCUAAUUUUCCAUAAUAUUAUUGUUAAAGAAUCAAAACAGAAACUAUUUUAGAAUCUCCACAUUAAAGUGAAAAACUAAUUGAAACUACUAAAAAAAUUUAAUAAAUUUAACAAAUAAAAAAAUAACAAAGAAUUAAUAUUAUUAAAUAAUAACUCGAAUUUUUAUCUUAAAAAUAAAGAAAAUAUCCUAUUAAAGUCAUACCUACUAAUGUAAUGACACAAAAUUAAUCUGAACUCUUUUUUAAAUCAAAAACAUUUUAUAAUUUUAUUACUUAAAAUGAUUCUCAAGAAUAAGAUUAUUAAUAAAUCUAAUAAACUUAAGAAGAUAAACCUAGAAAUAAAAUUAAAAAACUUACAUUAAAAACUCAUUUUCCAGAAGAUUUAUUAGAAAAAUAAUCUUGUAAUAGUCCUUUAAGUACAUCUUAAUCCUAAUUGAGAAGUCAUAAAGAAAAGAAAAGAAAAAUAUUACCAAAUGCAUAAAACAGAAUUAAAUAUAGAAAAAUUUAGUCUUAGACUCACUUUUCUCCUCUCUUUAAAACACCUAAAAACCGUCUCUAAUUUAUAUAAAGUAGUGCUACAAGCAAUAGAGUUUUCUGA